Cornus florida is the source of this 6712-nucleotide messenger RNA. RefSeq names its product chromatin modification-related protein EAF1 B-like. The record is from RefSeq and is a predicted model, not a curated record. Lineage: Eukaryota; Viridiplantae; Streptophyta; Magnoliopsida; Cornales; Cornaceae. The transcript has 24 exons. Gene Ontology annotation, cellular component: NuA4 histone acetyltransferase complex. Bases 413 to 6367 code for a protein of 1984 amino acids.
AGCCCUCUUCUUCGUCUUCUGCAUGUCCAGCCCACUCUACUCGCAGAGGACGCAUAGUUUACAAUAAGAAACUUUAGAGAGAGAGAAAGAGAGAGUUUACGAAGGAGCACGAAGGAGAACCAGGACAUAUAUACAUAUAGAGGUAUAUACGUGUGUGUAUAUAUUUAGAGAGAGAGGAGUUUCUGAGAGGACUCAAAUGUUUUCUUCCAUGGCUGACAUUUUCUAGGGCAAAUUCGCGUGCUUUGAAUUGAGGCACGUUGCAUCAAACAAACACUUGGAAGAGGGAGAGGGUAUCGCGUCUUGCUCAGUGCUAGCCCUAGCUGGCAAUUCUGGCAGAGCUGUUCGCAAUUCAGAAAUUUGAUUGAAGCCUUGAACCAAUGAGAGGGAGACACUUGUAACAAUUAAUGCAGGAAUGCAUGGAUGUAGCUCAGGAUCUGCUGUUUUAGUCAAUGCUGAGGUUGAUUCCAUGGGAGGAGUUGUUGACGCCGGAGUUGGCAUUGGUAUCAAAACCUCUCCACGGCAAGCAGCAAUUGAGAAGGCUCAAGCAGAGCUUAGACUGGAGUAUGAUGUUCGGGAGGAAAGGAGAAGAGAGCUCGAAUUCCUUGAGAAGGGUGGCAAUCCCUUGGACUUCAAAUUUGGGAAUGCUGCUUCAGUUAGCGUCCAAUCUACUUCACUGAUGGAUCAACAUCCUGAAAAUGAAGCAAAAGGUAGUUUUGCAUUGACUGCUUCACCUCGUGGAGAUUCUGUUGAAAGUAGUGGCAGACCAGGGGCCCCUACAGUUUGUGAACCCAAUACUGCUGAUAACCUAUUGUUAUUUGAUGGUGAAAGUGAGUUUGCUGAAGUUGAAAGGAACUCUGUACAUCCUAAUAGGAGUAAUGUUAUUCCAUCAGAACAGUCUUCCCAGUUGGAUGGGAGUCUAAAUGCAAAAGAAUCAGGGGACUCAGCUCCUUUUGGUGUCCCCAAAAAAGCAUAUAGGCGGAGAAAUAGGUCAAGACCAAAUCGUGAUGGUGCUUGUUCAAGUUCUACUGAUAUAGUUCCAUCUCGUGGUGGUCGUGUUUCUUAUUUGCCUUCACGCCAUGGUCUGAAGGAUGUGAAGGGGGCAGUGUCUGAUACAAACAACCAGAAGGACCAGAAUGUUCCUUCAAAUUGUAAUUUGAAGCCUGCAAGUCCAAAUGCUAGUAUGGUUCCCAAGGCUGUAACAUUGAAUAGCCAGUUAGAUAUGAAGUUGGAUGAUGUGCGAGCUGUAGACUCAGCUACUGAACUGAACAAAGAUGGUCCGCCUGAGUGUGUUGAUGAUUUCAACACUUCCAAAAAUUUGCAAAAUGACCAACACUCUCAACCGUCACAAAUUGAUGCUCAGGAAAGUCCUAUUUGUAUGACUUCUGGGUUACCCGAACCUGUUGGGGUUGGAGGAAGAGAACAGGUAGUCUCUGCUGGUCUUGAAUGCCCACCUUGUGUGACUACAGCAAAAGUUGAGAAUCAAACUAAUUUUACUCCGCUGAAUGGAUUCAAUAAUGCAAAGGGAGAUAGAAAAAGUAUACCAAAUGAAGCUCAAAAUAGUAGUGCAGCGUUGAGCACAAAAGGUUUAGACUCGGAGUCCUCUUGCACAAAAACAAGCCUUAGCUUAGAAGGAAACAAUGAUAGUGGCCUCUGCACUAAUUUAAGAAAUAUUGAUUCUAAUGGCACUACAAGAGAACAAACCUUAGUCUUUGAAGAGAAUCCAAAUAUAGAAGGUGAUGAAAGUGUGAAAGAAAAAAAUGAGACAAAAGCUGAGGACAGUUGUGCUUUUAGUAAUGACGAUCGAAAUUCUGUUCAUCAAAGCCACCAAGACAAGAGUUCUAUACUCAAAGAUGAGGAAGUAUUACAUGGAAGUGAUUCUAGUUUGCAAAAUGAGUUGAAAAAUCAUACCGGGGUUGAAAGAAUGGAACCAGAUGGCCAAACUGCAUGUGCUACAGAAAGAGAACCUAGCAAUUUGUUGGGUGAUAAUUCUGUCACCCCAAAGGAAAAUGCUUGCAUUAAUAGACCUCAAUGUUCUAUGGAUUCCUCUAUUAGUGAGCUUCCUGAGACUACAUUGUCUGUUAGGAGCCCCACUGUUGCUCCCGAGCAACAAAUUCACUUAAAAUUGGCAAACAAGGCAAAUGAAGAUUCUAUUUUGGAAGAAGCCCGGAUUAUAGAGGCAAAGCGUAAGAGGAUAGCUGAGUUAUCUGUUGGUACCUUACCCAUGGAGAAUCAUCAGAAAUCUCACUGGGAUCUUGUCCUUGAAGAAAUGGCAUGGUUGGCAAAUGAUUUUGCGCAGGAGCGGCUUUGGAAAAUAACUGCUGCUGCUCAAAUAUGUCGUCGAGUUGCUUUUACUUCUCGGUUAAGAUUUGAAGAAGAAAAUUUGCUUAGGAAGCAAAAAAAUGUAGCUCACACCUUGUCAAAAGCUAUCAUGGAGUUCUGGCAUACAGCGGAGGAGACAAGCAACGGGCUGGAGCUGCAAUGUCCUGGGAAAAAGUUUGCACUUGCCAUACAGGAAUAUGCAGUGAAAUAUCUGAAAUAUAAUAGCUCCAUUGUUCCGCUAGGCCGAGUCGAGACACCAGUGACUCCCGAGGGGGUGUCAGAUUUGGGCAUUCAGGAAGUGUCAUGGGAGGAUCACUUUACAGAAGAAAACCUCUUCUAUACGGUUCCCCCUGGUGCAAUAGAGACCUACAGAAAAUCUAUUGAAUCUUAUUUGGUUCAAUGUGAGAAAACUGGCAGUAGCAUGCAAGAGGAAGUUGAAACAUCUAUAUAUGAUGCUGUAGCAGACUUCGGAAUUCAAGAGAAUGCAUAUGAAGAGGAUGAAGGAGAAACAAGCACAUAUCUUUUGCAUGGAAACUUUGAAGGUAGCAAGGCAUCCAAUUUUGCCCAGAAGAAACGGAAAAAAUUGACACAUUCUUAUGGUGCUAGAUCGUAUGAACUUGGAGCUGAUUUGCCAUAUAUGCAAUGCAUGGAAAAUAAAGUUGGGACCCAACAAUCUGUGUUAAUGGGAAAACAUCCUGCCAACAGUCUUAAUGUUGGUUCAAUUCCAACCAAAAAACGCGUGCGAACUGCUGCUUCCAGGCAGAGGGUUCGAAGUCCUUUUAGUGCUGGAACUUCUGGUUGUGUUCAGGCUCCAAAUAGGACAGAUGCAUCAAGUGAUGAUACCAAUUCUUUUCAGGAUGACCAGAGUACUUUGCAUGGCAUGCAGAAUAGUUUGGAAUUUGAGUCAGCUGGGGACUUUGAAAAGCAAUUACCAUUUGACUCCGCGGAAGUAUCUACGAGACCUAGAAAGAAGAAGAAGGCAAAACAUCUGGGUUCCACAUAUGAGCAGAGAUGGCAGCUUGAUCCCAAUUUUCAAAAUGAGCAGAGGGAUCAUUCAAGAAAGAGAUUGGAGAGUUAUCAACUUGAAUCUAAUGGAAGCAGUGGUUUAUUUGGGCAACAAAUUAUAAAGAAGCCGAAGCUGGCAAAGCAAUCACUAGAUAAUUCUUUUGACAAUCUUACUCCACUGGCUGGGUCUAUUCCUUCUCCAGUGGCUUCCCAAAUGAGUAAUAUGCCCAACCCUAAUAAGUUCAUUAAACUGCUUGGUGGCCGGGAUAGAGGUAGGAAAGCCAAAGCAACAAAGAUGCCUGUUGGGCUGCCAGGUUCAGGAAGUGAAUGGUCGCUAUUUGAAGAGCAGGCACUUGUUGUCCUGGUACAUGAUUUGGGUCCUAACUGGGAGCUUGUGAGCGAUGCUAUCAACAGUACUUUGCAAUUCAAGUGUAUAUUUCGCAAGCCUAAAGAAUGCAAAGAGCACCACAGCCGUUUAAUUGAUAGGACUAAUGGUGAUGGAGCUGAUAGUGCUGAAGAUUCAGGGUCUUCUCAACCAUAUCCAUCUACCUUACCUGGCAUUCCAAAGGGCAGUGCCAGACAGUUAUUUCAACGUCUGCAGGGACCAAUGGAAGAGGAAACCCUCAAAUCUCAUUUUGAGAAAAUCAUUGUGAUUGGGCAAAACCAGCAUUAUCGGAGGACUCAGAAUGAUAGCCAGGACAUAAAACCAAUUCAGCCGCACAAUUCUCACUCACUUGCUCUUUCCCAAGUCUGCCCAAAUAACGUGAACGGGCCUCCUCUGACGCCUCUUGAUCUCUGUGAUGCAAUUGUAUCAAACCCUGAUGGUCUUACCCUUGGGUAUCAAGGCUCACAUGCUAGUGGUUUAGCAAUGUCAAAUCAGGGUACUGUAGCAUCUGUGCUUCCAGCUUCUGUUGCAAAUUCCUCGUUACAAGGAUCUUCCAGUGUAAUUCUCGGCAAUAACUUUUCAUCGCCAUCUGGUGCACUAAAUGCCUCUGUUAGGGAUGGUAGAUAUGGCGUUCCAAGAACAGCAGCUUUAUCUAUUGAUGAACAGCAGAAAAUGCAACAAUAUAAUCAAAUGUUAUCUGGUAGAACCAUUCAGCAAUCCAGCUCGUCUAUACCUGGGACUCUUCCAGGAACUGAUCGUAGUGUUCGUAUGUUACCUGGUGGAAAUGGUUUGGGAAUGAUGGGAGUGAAUAGAAGCAUGCCAAUGGCGAGGCCCGGGUUUCAAGGAAUGGCCUCAUCAUCUAUGCUGAAUUCUGGAAGUAUGCUUUCUUCUAGUAUGGUGGCGAUUCCAGGCCCUGUAAAUAUGCACUCUGGAGCUGGUUCUGGUCAGGGAAGUUCAAUGUUAAGACCACGUGAUGCUUUGCAUAUGAUGCGGCCUACCCAGAAUCCGGAGCAUCAAAGGCAAAUGAUGGUGCCAGACCUUCAGAUGCAUGCCACACAAGGGAAUGGCCAAGGAGUUCCUCCUUUUGGUACAUUAAGUUCUGCCUUUUCUAAUCAGGCAGCCCCUUCACCCGUUCAAACAUACCCACAUCAGCAGCAGCAUCAUAUGUCCCCGCAACAGUCCCACGUGCUUAGUAAUCCUCAUCAUUCUCAUCAAGGACCGAAUCAAGCCUAUGCAAUUCGAUUAGCUAAAGAGAGGCAUCUACAGCAGCAGCAACGGUUGCUGCAACAACAGCAGCAGCAACAACAACAGCAAUUUGCUGCAUCCAAUUCUUUGAUGUCACAUGUACAAACACAGCCCCAACUCCCCAUCUCAUCUUCUCUUCAAAACAGUUCCCAAGUUCAGUCACAAACUUCUUCCCCACCAGUACCACUAUCCUCUCUUGCACCAUCAUCUACUAUGACACCCAUGUCUCAGAACCAGCAGAAACAUCACAUAAUGCCUCAUGGACUUGGACGAAACCCUCAAACUGGUGGCGGUGGUUUGACCAAUCAGAUGGGGAAGCAAAGGCAACUUCAAGCUCAGCAGCAGCAGCAAUUACAACAAUCAGGCAGGCAUCACCCUCAACAUCGCCAACAUUCACAGUCUCAGCAGCAGACUAAACUGUCGAAGGGAAUAGGUAGAGGAAACAUGCAGAUGCAUCAGAGCCUCUCCAUUGACCCCUCUCUUCUGAAUGGACUUAUCACAACACCAGGAAGCCAAUCUGCAGAGAAAGGGGAGCAGGGCAUGCAUUUGAUGCAAGGUCAGGGUUUAUAUUCAGGGUCAGGACUAAAUCCUGUUCAACCAUCAAAACCAUUAGUGCCUCAUUCUUCAAAUGUGUCACAGCCUCAGCAGAAAAUGUAUCCUGCCCAAACAGUCUCUUCGUCAAAGCAGCUCCAGCUGCCUUCUUCUCAUCCUGAUAAUGGAGAUCAAGGUCAUCUUCAACCAGUUGCUUCUGGUCCCACGUUAUCAGCUUCCCAUCAAGCUGUUCCACCCUUGGUCAUUGCUUCUUCCAACCAUCAGCAGCCGCACCAAAAGUUGGUUAAUCAAACUCAACCGGCUGUUCAAAGAGUGCUACAACAGAAUCGUCAAGUGAAUUCUAACCCACAGAGCAAGUUGCAAGUCAAUCAAGCUCAAGGUGACCAACAACCUGUGACCAACUCAUCGCAGAUGAGUAACACAGUGGCAAUGCCUCAGGCCUGCGCAGAUAGGACUAAUGUAGUACCUGUGAUUUCUUCCACCAGCACUUCUCAGCGGAAAGCACCAGAACCAUUAUAUGAUUCUGGUAUGUCACAUUCAACGACCCAGUUGGUUCCCAUUGAGAGUCCACCUUUAACAAGUUCUGCUGGGAGUGAGCCUACACUCUCGGUGAGCCAAGGGCUAGACCAGAGGCAAUCUUCAGGCAGCUUGCCGCAUAUUGGGCAUAAUGUUAGUGCGCAGGGUCAUCAGCAGCAUUCGCUGCUACAACCACCUCCCACACCACCACCUCAGCAGCUGCUGCAGCAACAAUCACCACAACAACAGCUGCCACCUCAACAGCAAUCUCGGCAGCAGAUGCAGCAUCUUGAAGCAGGGAACAACAGUUUGUAUAUCAGGCCCACUAACUCUAGACUGGAAUGAUGCAUUCUAAAGGAUUGAGCAAUUCUUGGAACGGCAGAUCUGGUCCAGUUUAGGUCGGCAUGCCUUUGUAACAACAGUGUACAGGACAUACGGCAAUUUUGGCUUCACUGCACCUGAAUCUGGGCUUUUGAAUUAUGAAGUUCAUCACUCCAUCAAGGAGGAAAGAGAGUCUGAUUGUUAUCUGCUGAUUCUGUUAAGAGUUAAUGAAGGGAUACUAGCAGGUUAAUUAUUUUUGGGUAUUAUGUAUAUUACCAUUGCCUUAGAGCUUCAGGAAGAUAGAGACAGAUAUAAAGGUAUGUGUACAGGGUCUCGUCUCUCUUUCAAUUACUUUUUUUUUUUUUUUUU